AUGCUUUCAAACAUUCUUAAGAAGCUCGACGUAGUAGACGUUAUCAUGGGAGCAUCACGAGUGUGCAUCACAUGGUUCCUUGCCUCUCACAACAAAACUAUAUGGAACACCAUCAAACUCAACGAUCUUGAUUCAAUAAUUUUGGAUAACCCUUUCAGCCCUAAUCUGCAGGCUAGUGGUAGUCGAUACCAGCUGAGGAAGAUCUUAAUUGAGAUCAACAAAUUUGCCCGUACUGCCCCAAAAUCAUUUUUUCAACGUAUAUUGCAAUGUAGCAGAAGAGGAGCUUGCAAUCAUUUCUAA
Molecule: messenger RNA, 300 nt
Organism: Eruca vesicaria subsp. sativa (arugula)
Lineage: Eukaryota; Viridiplantae; Streptophyta; Magnoliopsida; Brassicales; Brassicaceae
Source: the annotation of a GenBank genome assembly